Messenger RNA from Acanthosepion pharaonis, 2253 nucleotides. The record is from the annotation of a GenBank genome assembly. Lineage: Eukaryota; Metazoa; Mollusca; Cephalopoda; Sepiida; Sepiidae.
AUGAUAUCCUGUCCUACAUUUCUUUCUUUCUUUCUUUCUUUCUUUCUUUCUUUCUUUCUUUCUUUCUUUCAUGAUCUCCAGUCAUACCUUUCUUUCUUUCUUUCUUUCUUUCUUUCUUUCUUUCUUUCUUUCUUUCUUUCUUUCAUGAUAUCCUGUCCUCUCUUCUACACAAUAGCUAUUUCUCUUGUUCCAUUUUGUCUCUCUUUCUCUAGUUUUGUUCUCCUUCUCCUUUCUUUUCUCUUUUCCUUUAACACUUUCACUCACUCUCUCCCUCUCUCUCUAUCUCUCUCUCUUUCUCUCUUCAAUUCUAAUUUGUUGACUUUCCUCUUCAUUUUUACUUUCGUUCAUUUUUAUACUUUUCUUUCUAUCUCAUCCUCACUCUCUCUCUCUCUCUCUCUCUCUCUCUCUUGUCGUUAUCACCAUUAUAUUUUAUCUGAUCAAACUUUGCAUGCCCUAAAUGGAGCUUCCUUCAGCCCGACAUGUACACCCACGAGGCCACCACUGUCACCUUCUUCUUCUUCUUCUUCUUCUUCUUCUUCUUCUUCUUCUUCUUCUUCUUCUUCUUCUUCUCUUUCCUCGCUCUACUUCUAUCUUUUCCUCUUUUUUCUUCUAUGUUCUUCCGAUCAGUUUGUAGUGGGGGAUUUUCUUUACGGCCAUUCGGGUUCUUUUCUUUCUAUCCUCUCAUUUUCUUCAUCAUUUCUUCUUCCUCCUCUUCUUUCUCCUCUACGUCUUCACCCUCUUAUUAUUAAUGUUAUUAUUUCUCCUCCUUCUCGUCAUCCUUUUUUCUUCUUCCUCUUUUUCUUCUUUCUUUUUUUCUUCUUCUUCUUCUUCUUCUUCUUCUUCUUCUUCUUCUUCUUAUUUCUCCUCUUUUUCUUCGCCAUCUUCUUUUCUCCUUUUCUUCUUUUUCAUCCUCUUCUUCUUAUUUAUCCUUUUUUUCUUCUCCGCCCUUUUCCUUCUUUUUUUUUCUUCUGUCCCCCCUUUUUCUUCUUCAUCCUCUUCUUAUUUCUUCUCCUCUUUUUCUUCCUUUUUCAUCCUUCAUUUAUUAUUUCUCCUCUUCUAUUACUCCUUCACUACCUUCUUAUUAUUUCUCCUCUUUUCUUCUUCUUCUUCUUCUUCUUUUUUUCUACCUCUUCUUCUUCUUUGUUUUCACUUUUUUCUUCAUCCUCUUCUUGUUAUUUCAACUCUUUUUCUUCGUCUUUCUUUUUCCUCUUUUCUCCACCUCUUUCUUCUUCUUCUCCUUCUUCUUCUUCUUCUUCUCCGUCUUCUUCUUCUUCUUCUUCUUCUUCUCCGUCUUCUUCUUCUUCUUCUUCUUAUUAUUAUUAUUAUUAUUAUUAUUAUUAUUUCUCUCCCUUUUCUUCGUUCUUUCUCUUCCUCCUCUUAUUUCUUAACUUCUUAUUCUUGACCCCUUCUUCAUAUCAUUUCUCCUCCAUUUUCUUUCUCUUCUUCUUCUUCGUUCUCUUUUUUCUUCAUCCUCUUCUUGUUAUUUCUCCUCUUUUUCUUCGCCCUUCUUCUUCUGCCUCUUUUCCUUCUUUCUUCUUCUUCUUCUUCUUCUUCUUAUUGUUAUUAUUAUUAUUAUUAUUUCUCUCCCUUUUCUUCGUUCUUCCUCCUCCUUCUCUUAUUAUUUCUCCUGCUUCUUAUUCUUCACCCCUUCUGCAUAUCAUUUCUCCUCCUUUUUCUUUGCCUCCUUCUUCUUCUUCCUCUUCUUCCUUCUCUUUUUUCUUCGUCCUCUUUUUGUUAUUUCUCCUCUUUUUCUUCGUCCUUCUUCUUCUUCUGCUUCUUUUCCUUCUUCCUCUUCUUCUUCUUCUUCUUCUUCUUCUACUACUACUACUACUACUACAAUUGUUAUUCCUUCGUCUUUAUUUGAUGCCAACAUGCAAGCCCCUGCUGUUGCAAUUGGUUUCUAUCUAUCUAUCUAUCUAUCUAAGUUUCCUCAUAUCUACCUACCUAUCUAUCUAUCUAUCUAUCUAUCUAUCUAUCUAUCUAUCUCAUUCUUUUCAGAAUUUUCUAUUUUCUUUCCUUCCUUGUGAGCAUUCCUCGCUCAAUCUAUCUAUCUAUCUAUCUAUCUAUCUAUCUAUCUAUCUAUCUAAGUAUUUUCAUAUCUAUCUAUCUAUCUAUCUAUCUAUCUAUCUAUCUACAUCUAUUCACAUCUAUCAGAUCUCAACCAGUUUACAAUUAUCUCCUAUAUAUGUGUUUGCUUAUGUGUUAUUAUUAUUAUUAUUAUUUAAAUAUAAUUCGGACAUUAUCAUAUCAUGA